Messenger RNA from Synchiropus splendidus (mandarinfish), 5751 nucleotides. RefSeq names its product coenzyme Q2 4-hydroxybenzoate polyprenyltransferase (gene coq2). Bases 287 to 1435 code for a protein of 382 amino acids. Gene Ontology annotation, cellular component: mitochondrial inner membrane. Gene Ontology annotation, biological process: ubiquinone biosynthetic process. NCBI's taxonomy places the organism in Eukaryota, Metazoa, Chordata, Actinopteri, Syngnathiformes, Callionymidae. The transcript has 8 exons. The record is from RefSeq and is a predicted model, not a curated record.
UUUGAACUGAUCUGUUUAAAGUUACUUUAUGCAUUUCGGUGGAGCCUAGAAAUGUGCAAUACUGUGAUUUGUUCAAGUGUGUUUUAAUUCAUUUAAAUGAACUGCCAGCACACUUCAGCAGCACGUGUCUGCGUACAGUAUACAGUUCCUAUGAGUUGUAGUUUCUGUCGGAACAAUUUUCAGACGUACUGCAACAGUGUCAGAACGUCCUCGAUCUCGCCUGGCCAUUGAAGCUUCUUGAAACGCGGUGUAUUUAUGAGCAUGCUCGCUUGACUGGCUGGGAGACAUGUUGCACCCUUCAAAGCUGACUGGCCAGUUUGCCCUGGGUGCCCUCAGAAGACUUCCCAGCAGCAUCCGCAUGCGUCUGAAUAGUGGCCAUCACUACUCAAACACACUGUGGAGAGGAGAAGGACUUCAUGGCCAGAAUGUGUGUACUCCAUUAACCAGGGGACUGAAAAUACAAAGCAAUGGAAGAAGUCUUGGUAUGCCGCCUGCAACGAUUGUCAACGCUGCUCCUGCUCGUCUUCAACCAUAUCUCAGGCUGAUGAGGCUUGACAAACCGAUCGGUACUUGGCUGCUGUAUCUUCCAUGUACGUGGAGCAUUGCUCUGGCUGCAGAUCCAGGCUGUCUCCCUGAUGUAGGGAUGCUCACCUUGUUUGGGACGGGUGCUCUGUUGAUGAGAGGAGCGGGUUGCACCAUCAAUGAUAUGUGGGAUAAAGAGUUUGACAAGAAGGUUUCCAGGACAGCAAAUCGACCAAUUGCGGCUGGUGAGGUUUCUCGGAUGCAGGCUUUCGUUUUCCUGGGAGGACAGCUCUCACUUGCACUUGGGGUGCUUCUUUGUCUCAACUUCUACAGCAUCGCUCUGGGUGCCACUUCUUUGUCUCUGGUGAUCACCUACCCGCUUAUAAAGAGAAUCAGUUAUUGGCCCCAGCUGAUGCUUGGUCUCACAUUCAACUGGGGAGCAAUGCUGGGGUGGGCUGCUGUCAGAGGCUCCUGUGAUUGGUCCGUUUGUCUUCCAUUGUACAUUUCAGGGGUGAUGUGGACACUGAUAUACGACACCAUAUACGCCCACCAGGAUAAGGAUGAUGACAUCAAAAUAGGAGUGAAAUCUACUGCUCUGAGGUUCCAGGAGCAAACCAAACCUUGGCUUUGUGGCUUCUCUGUGGCAAUGAUGUCUGGUCUGGUUGUUGCUGGCAUCAAUGCUGAUCAGACUCUACCUUACUAUGCUGUUAUCUCCACUGUCGCUCUUCAUCUUGCACAUCAGAUUUACACAGUGGACAUCGACAAGCCAGAAGACUGCUGGAAAAAAUUUGUCUCGAACAGAAAUCUUGGGUUGUUGAUCUUUUUAGGCAUAGUGGCAGGAAAUUUGUGGAAAGACAGUGAUGAGGUUCUGCUACAGAAUGGAGAAGGUCUUAAAAAUACAAUAGAAACAUAAAGAGCAUUGCUUUUGCACAUUAAAUUUGAAAUUAAAGGACCUGUUUACUUGUGAAGCACUCUUUGGCAACACAUGAAAAGUUUGGAAUUCCAAAACUUGAAAGAAUGAAAGCUAAAUAAUGUGCACCAUAAUAUUACAUUGGCUCAUUGAAGUUUUUUUUCCCUGAUUUCAUAUUAGAAAUGCAGCACUGUACAAAGGUGUGUAAAUGGCUCAAUACUUUAAUGUUUAGCACUAUCACGUCAGUAUGUGCCUUUGAGGACCCCGAAACCGAAACCGAAUUCAGUCUUGAAACAGUGGUGUAUGCAACUUGUUGAUAAACACUUGAGGAAACUGACCCAAUUUUUACACCCAAUAACACAUCCAGGGAAGCUUGAAAUGUUUUAUUUAGAGUGGAACCAAAAUACAUGAGCACACUGUUGAUGUACAAAGACACGUGCAGUAAUUACUAGUCAUGAACAACUGUCUGUUUUCAUCACAAACAUAUGAACAUCUCACUCUCCUCUAACACAUUGCAAAUUCCUUACAGGACAAAUUGUAAGACCAUUACAUAACAUGGCUUCAUUCUCGUUACAUUACUUACAAUUCAGCCAGUGUUUCUUCAAACUUAGGUUUCUCAGAGAGUGAAUAAGAGAAGGGAGAAGAACAGUUCGCAUCAUUCCUGCCCCUCAAUACCACUUUUCUAGAAUUUUCUAGUUCAUGAUUUUAUCAUGAAAGACCAGAAAAGAAAAUCCCUUCUUUACACUCUGACAUGACCAACAGCAGAUCUCUCCAGAAGUCACAUGCGAUAUCACCUCAGAGUUUUUCUUGGACCGAAGAUCUGUUUCACCAACUGCUGCAUCCAGUUGGUGAAAUAAAGAGAAAAAAAUCAUGAGGAGUGAAUACUUAAAAAUGAUGAACUGCUGCUACUCUUCAUCACAGAUCACUGCAUCAACCGUCCUCACCUGGGCCAACCUGCCUGCACUUUCCUAUUCACCUCUUUUAAUCUGUCCAUCACUCUCUAUGACUGUUUUCUAAAUCCUCAACUCAUUUGUUUUCACUUCUUCUGCUCUCUCACCAUCUCCAGUCCUCCUGCCUCUCUCUCUCUCUGGUGUACACACUUUUAGUGUUCUGCAUCUGCGGAGCUUCAUUCCUCUCCUUUCCAGCUCGUACUUCCACAGCGUCUCCUCUCACCACGUCAUUCUUGGUGUAAUCUUAGGAUCCACUUGAAACCUUCCCUAACUCCUGCUGCAUACCUCACCACUUUCUGUCCUUGAACUACGAAGACCAGUGUAAUUCCUGACCUUCUGUGUACCAUAAACAUGCACAGUGUAAACACCACAGGCCAAUGUUCUAGACAGGUCAUGAGGUGGUAAAAACCAUGGAAGCAUCUGUUGAAGCAGUUUUGAAAAUUAAUUAGAACAUUUUAUGAUAAUACUUUCAUUUACAGCUUACUUAUUUCUUCUUUCAGUAAAAUAGAUUAUUUUUAUUUUAUGAAUUUCAGACAUGGUUUUAUUAUAUUUAUUUUAUUCAGAAUUUUAUUCAACUUUUCCAAUUUUCUCAGCAGUUUUCAUCUUGUGUAUUUAUUUUUCUUUUUUUCUUUAGUGAAUUUCAUGUACAUGGCUUGCACCUGGUUCUGCUGCUGGUUGGACUUUUCUUUGACAAAUAUCUUUGCAAUGAUCACAUGGUUUCAUGUCAUUUCGCAAGGUUUUGGUUUGUUUACAUGUAAGUAGAUUAAAUAUGGUUAUUGAUCACAAAUGAAAUCAAGAGUAAUGACUCAGUUCUAUUACUUGAAUGGGCCCCAGGCCAAUUUCUUCUGGGAGAAGUGGGCGUCAAGAUCAAAAAAGGUUAAGAACCUGAAUCCUGAACUAGAUCGUGUAUAACUAAACACACGCACCAAAACAAAUGGCUAACCUUAAUCUUGCUAAAAUCAUAUGAUAAUAACCUAGUUCUGUUAAAGAAACUCAUUAUGCUUAACUGGCACUAGAUGAAAAUUAUGGUUACUCAUGUAACCCAGGUUCUAUGAAUAUGUGCAUAGCCCUCUAACGGCCUUCGCUAUUGGUUAAUCCUCAUCGAGGCACUGGCCUCAGCCUGAGACUUCGAUUGAUUGGCUCUCCACCCAGGAAGGCAUCACCCACCAGGGCUCUGCCAGAGGGAAGAGGAACAAACAGUCCAUGUCCAGGAUGAGAAGCGUCGGCUCUGAUCCGACCUGCACGUCUCUGGGUCCUGGAGACAUACAGGUCCUGAAGAGGUGGCAGGCUGCAACCGAUCACCUGCUCAGCAGAACGUACAAUGCGCUGUGUCCCAGGAGGUGGCGCUGUUGUACCAAACAGUGAUGGAGGAGGUGAGGAUGGACUGGAUGAUGGCUGUGUAGAACUCCACCAGCAACCUUGUCGGCAGUCAUAGUUUUCGUAGCUGCCUAAUGAGGGACCUGAUGGUUGGCUGUCAUUUGAGGUCCUCAGUGAUGGUGGUUCCUAGGAAGCAGAAGGAGUCUCCAAUAGGAAUGGUGCCCCGCCAAAAUGGCAGCCGCGAACACAUUCAGUGUGGAUGCCGCCUGGCCUUUGUCCAGGACUGUCGGGGGCCACGUCAACUUCUGCGUCCUUACGCGUAGAAGGACCAGCAUUAACAGUCUCAGCGGAGAAAAGGCAUACAGAAGCCCUGUCAAAGGAAAACUACAAAGCCCUACAGAGGGGCUUUGUAGUUCUCCUUUGACGCAAACAAGUCCGCGACCAGAACCCCGAAGCAAGCCCAAACCGUCUCUACCACGUGUGGCGCGAGACCCCACUCUUACACCAACAUGCCUCCUCUGGACAUUCUGUCCACAUCCAUGUUCAGCACACCUGGAACAUGACGCGCUCUCAGAGACAAAAGAUCAGAAGACGCCCACAUCAGAAUGCGAGCCGCCACUCUGUACAAAGAGGGAGCUCUCACUCCCCCCCGGCGAUUGAUGUACGCAACCGUCGUGGAGUUGUCCGACCUGACCAUCAAGCGAUGGCCCUCCAACCGUGGCGCAAAGUGAUUCAGCACGUUCAUUUUUUCGUGAAUACGUGCACAUAUCGCUAGACGCAGCCCAUAUGGACACCCUCGUGCAGACGACUGCUGGAGGCCCAGAAAAUCAGGUCUAGUCGAACCUGGGCCAGAAGGGCCACCCACUUCGAUCUGUCUCUGACUGGGUCGAGCCUGUGACGUGCAAACCAACGUUGAAGACGUCUCAUGUGCAACAGACCCAGCUUGACCACCGAAUGCGCUGCCGACAUGAGACCUAACAAGGUCAUCACCUCGCUCACUCUAAAUUCGAAAUUUCGACAACCUCUCGUCUGACAGACACACAGUCGUGGACCGAGAGUCGAGGAGAAUCCCCAGAUAUUGAGUGCAAGUGCACCCAGGUCGUCGUCCUCGAAAAUCUUCAGGUGGACCUCUUCCUCGUAAAAACGACGCUCAUCCUCCUGAAUGACGUCCGCCCAAACCAGUUUCGCUGGAGCUCGUUUGGGAGUGGGUUGAGGCGGCUGGGUCACUGGAAGAGAGGCCGACUCCUGGUCGACUCCCUUCCAGCGUGCUAGGCCCGUCCGCCUGCGGCGCUCUCCUCCUGGAGGAGGCACACAGGCGGGACAGGAGUCUAGCAGUCUCAGGUGAUCCGGGCCCAAACAGACGACACAGGCGUCAUUCUUGUCGAACUCACCAAGAGAUUCAGCACAAGACGAACAGGAACGCUCCAUAUUAACCCGAUGGUUGUAGUUGCAGGCUGAGUGGUAAAAGGAGCAGAGCGGCGGGGGCAGGGGAGAGUUAUACGUGGUGGGUGGUGCCUUCCUGGUUGGAGAGCCAUUCAAUCGAAGUGUCAGGCCGAGGCCAGUGCCUCGAUGUGGAUUAACCAAUAGCGAAGGCCGGAGCACAUAUGAAAUAGAACUGAAACCAGAGUUAAACGACACAAAUACAAAGUUUGACAACUGUACUGGAGCACUAUAAUCAUUUAUAUUAACAUUUAGCCGUGCAAUUUACCUGUUCCAAAGUAGGUCCGCUGGUUUGUCUGUCCCUGGGGUUCUUGAUGACGCUGGCAGCGCUUCAGUAGCCAAUGACAAUGCCUGUUUAAAAAUUAGCUGCCCGUGCGUGCACGCACAUGCAUGCACAGCACAUUAAGUUUAAUUUAUUUUAACAAAAAUGUGGCGUAUUCACUGAAAUGGAUGAAUGAAUUUAAAUCAAUAAAAUUCAUCUACAUAUUAUGAGUCUGCACGUUUUUUUCUGUGAAUUUGUAAUUGAAACAGCAGAGCACACUCAUGAACGGAAGAGUGAAUAAGAAUCAAAAAUCAAAGUCAAACUGGCAAAAUUAGUUACUCGUCUGGCUG